Messenger RNA from Gossypium raimondii (Peruvian cotton), 642 nucleotides. RefSeq lists its product as uncharacterized. The transcript has a single exon. Gene Ontology annotation, molecular function: RNA-DNA hybrid ribonuclease activity; nucleic acid binding. NCBI's taxonomy places the organism in Eukaryota, Viridiplantae, Streptophyta, Magnoliopsida, Malvales, Malvaceae. The record is from RefSeq and is a predicted model, not a curated record. Bases 1 to 642 code for a protein of 213 amino acids.
AUGGAGUCAACUGCUUUGAAUGGGAGGAUGGCUCGAUGGCAGAUCUUACUGUCUGAAUUUGAUAUUGUCUAUGUGAGCCAGAAAGCUGUAAAAGGGAGCGCAAUAGCUGACUUUCUAGCUAGUAGGGCUUUGGAAGAUUACGAACCGUUAAGUUUUGAUUUUCCGAAUGAAGACUUGUUGUAUGUAGCCGCUACUGAAGAAAGUCCCCAAGAAGGUCACAGUUGGAAGCUAAACUUUGAUGGAGCCUCGAAUGCUGUGGGCAACAGAAUUGGGACAGUCUUAGUAUCCCCGAAUGGUGAUCAUUAUCCUUUCACUUGCAAAUUGGAUUUUGAUUGCACAAACAAUAUGGCAGAAUACGAAGAGUGCAUCAUGGGUAUUCGUGCAGCCAUAGAGCGAGGAAUCAAAGUAUUAGAGGUCUAUGGAGAUUCGGCAUUGGUGAUAUAUCAGUUCAAGGGUGAAUGGGAGACGAGAGAUCCCAAAUUAGUUAGCUAUCGAAAGUUGGUCCUUGAAUUGAUUAAAGAGUUUGAGGACAUCACUUUUUGCUAUCUCCCACGAGAUGAGAACCAGAUGGCCGAUGCACUAGCUACUUUAACUUCCAUGAUCAAGGUGAACAGAUAUGGGGAUAUAAGCCAAUCCAAAUGA